UUUUUGAAAAGUGAAAAGAAAUGUAUCAAUUAAAUUAAUAAGAAAUAUAAAUCAUCCAGAAAAGUGCAAUGUUAUUAGAAAAUAAGUUAAAGUACACAUUAAUACGUAAUAACGAUGGAGGAGAUAGUCACUGGAAUAGAUCAGAGAAGCGACGAUGGUUUCUGACGUUAUUUUUUGGGACCUGUAUGUUAUAUAGCACUCGUACAACAAUGCCUUUAGUGAUUCCAAAAAUCAGUGCUGAAAAGAAAUGGUCAAAGUCAAACAGUGGAACAAUUCUCUCAUCAUUCUUUUGGGGAUAUACAAUAACACAAGUUGCUGCUGGAUAUCUUAGUGAUAAGUACGGCGGCGAACGAGUCAUAUUUAUUGCCAGUAUUUUCUGGAGUAUAAUAACAAUAGCGAUGCCAAAUAUCAUCGAACUAUCGUCCUUCUUCCAAUCAUAUGCGCUUUUCUUUAUCGUAGCUGUACGUGUCAUACAUGGAUUCUCUCAAGGAUUUCAUUUUGCAUCCAUGAUAAGUGUAACUAGUCAAAAUCUUAAUGUCAAUGAGCGAACGAAUUUCUUUUCUUUAUUGACAUCUGGAAGUGCAUUUGGUACUUUAAUGACUGGAUUCCUUGGAACCUUUUUACUCGAUUAUUUUGGAUGGUCAUUUGUGUUUCAAGUCAUUGGAUUUCUAGCACUAUCGUGGUCAUUAUUAUUAAGAUAUUAUACAAUGUCGAAUGGACGACAGCGUAUUAUUAACAUAUCAUCGGAACUAUGCAUUAAAAAUUGUGGAGUAAAUGAGGAAGUGCCAUGGUUGAGAAUGCUCUCAUCUUGCCGUCUAUGGGCUUGUCUUUUAACACAAGCCUGUGAAAUGAAUUGUUUCUUUACACUCUUAUCUUGGCUACCUACAUUCUUCAAUGAAAAUUUUCCACACAAAAAGGCCUAUCUAGUAAAUAUGCUUCCAUGGAUAGCCGUUUUAAUCUUUACUUUAAUCGCUAAAAGCUUCACAGAACGGAUGAUUGCUCAAAAAUAUUCCUUAUCCACUGUGAGGAAGACUGUUCAGGCAAUAUGCUUUAUCGUUCAAAACCUGUCACUGUUCAUUGUUAUGAAUACAAAAGACUUUACAGUCGCUCUAGCAUCAAUGUGUGUCUGCAUGGGCAUCAUUGGGUUUCAUAAUUCUGGCGUCACAGUUAAUCCACAAGACCUAUCGCCUGAAUUCUCUGGCAGUGUUUUCGGACUAAUGAAUACUUUUGGAAGUACUUUUGGAUUUUUGGGCGUCUACAUUGCAGGACAUAUUUUGGAACUAACACAAAACUGGAACGCUGUCUUUAAUAUUAUCAUAUUUAUUAAUUCAAUUGGACUGUUUAUAUUCUCAGCUUUUGGAUCAGCUGAGGCGAUAACAUAAAGUCUUACACAUCAACAUUUUAUUAAGCAUGUGAUUGAUUACAUAAAGUCUUUUCCUUUCCAUUCUUUUUAGUUUUUAAGAACGA
Molecule: messenger RNA, 1467 nt
Organism: Chironomus riparius
Lineage: Eukaryota; Metazoa; Arthropoda; Insecta; Diptera; Chironomidae
Source: the annotation of a GenBank genome assembly